AUAGAUUAACAAAAGAAUACAGUCGAGUUAUUUGCGAUCCAUGGUCAUUCGGUUGAAAAAAAAAAUAACUAAAGGUGAUAUUCAAAUGUAAAAUGAUAUUGAGAUAGUGUAGUGGUGUAAUAUUUCUGCUAUUUGAAGGACUUACAUUUUGCAGCACUAGGUAACAAUAUUUUGCUUCUAAAGGGAAUAUUAUCAGCGUCGCCUGAAGUGGAUUCUGCUUUAACGACCAAUCAGUAUGGCAGAAACCAAAACUGAUAUUGAAUCAGCAAAGUCACUUGCCUUUGCACACAGGAAAGCCACUGCAAACGCUGACGUAUCGUACGAACAGUCACAGCAAGCGUAUAAUGUUUGGGCCGGACUAUACGAACAGACGCUGUCGUCAUUAGGUCGCACUGCCCACGUGCGAACAGCAGAGUGCGCAGCAAAUAGUUUCCCACGAGAAUCUCGUGAUGGGGUUAGAAUACUUGAUGUUGGAGCAGGCACUGGCAUGGUCGGAAAAGAGUUAAAACAGCUGGAAUUUUCUCACGUUGAUGCUCUUGAACCAAAUGAAGUUAUGCUAGACAAAGCUAGAAAACGUGGUAUUUAUGAAAACUAUUAUGUUGAGUACCUGACAGAAGAACCAUCCUCUAUUCCGGAAGAUUCGUAUGAUGCAGUAACUGGAUGCGGAAUCUUUGCAGAAUCUGCACACGUUCCUUUCGGAGCAUUAGAUGAAAUGAUUCGUGUUGUUAAGUCAGGUGGUUAUAUAAUUUUGAGUGCUCGAUCCGCUUUUGUGGGUGGGACUGAAGAGGGCAAAAAGCUGGAGACUGUUAUGGAGAAGUUGGAAAAGAACAAAAAAUGGAAGAAAGUAACCGAAGACAGAUUAUCCGACUAUACUAAGAAUAUAAAAGAGAGUGGAAUAAUUUGGAAAUUCCAAGUAAUGUAACACACAGUAAUCAAACAAAGAAAGCAGCAAAAUUGGUUGCAUAUAGACGUAUUUUUUGUGUGUGUGGGACGGAGGUUACGUACGUUAUUUAUCUUUUCUGACAGCCUUUUGUUACCUGCGGCCGCAGGUAUAUUGGAAUGCAACGAGUUGUGUAGCACAUGGGGGCUGGGUAAUUUCACGUGACUUUUUACCGAUAUGCGAUUGGCUUAUCGCAUUUAUGGAACGCCGUUUUUGCAAUAUAGCUGGCACUAUAUAUGAUAUAUAGAGAAAUGUUUGUGACCUGAAUUCCUCAUUCAUUAUUUCAUAUACUUUAUUCAAACUUUCAGCAAUGAUCAGUAUUGAUACCUAGUUGUACAUAAGGGAUUUUUUUGCAUUGCUCUUUAAUUUCUUGGAUUAUGGUCCUGUGUUGUCUUCAAUGCUCUAUAUGUCAAAGAAGUCCGGAUGAAAGCAUGAAUCACAUUUGUGAUAGCUCUAGUAAAGUGUUUCAAUAGUCAUGGGCCAGUUAAGAUAAAAGUUAUGUUAUACAUGAAAGAGGAAUAUAGUUAUUUUGCUCAAAACAAAAACUUUCAGAAUUAAGAAACACAUAUUUCAUAGAUCUACUUGCCACAUUAAAGCGUAAUGGUAUAAUAAAAAAGGCACCUUAUUCACCAAUAAGUUACUUUUUAGGCCGAGUUGUCACUCAAACAUGCAAAAAAAAUUCUGGUCUGUAUAACUUCUGGCCGCAGGAGUUCUUUCGGCUUGUCUGUCAUCUAGGACAAGGAUUAAAACAUUUCGUAUUGAUAUUAAUAUUUGGACUCGAUAUCCUAAGCAAUAUAACUAAACUACUUAUAUUAGGAUAAAGUAAUUAUUUUAUUAAAAUGAUUUUUCAACACAUGCUGUUGGGAUACAAUUUUUAUAAUAAAACAAAAGUAUACUUCUAAAUUCUACAGAAUGGUCAAUAAAUGAAGGUUACAACA
Messenger RNA from Mercenaria mercenaria, 1878 nucleotides. RefSeq lists its product as uncharacterized. Gene Ontology annotation, molecular function: S-adenosylmethionine-dependent methyltransferase activity. The transcript is spliced from 6 exons. Bases 236 to 922 code for a protein of 228 amino acids. The record is from RefSeq and is a predicted model, not a curated record. NCBI's taxonomy places the organism in Eukaryota, Metazoa, Mollusca, Bivalvia, Venerida, Veneridae.